GAAAACAGCUGUUCCCCCAAACCAGGGAGAAGAGGAAGAACAUAGGUUAUGAAAACACGAGCUACUCCGAAAUGUUGAGAAAAUCGUUUACAAACCUGCCCCGUUUUGGCCAGAUGUGCGGUCUGCCGCGACGGCUGCAGAGCACACAACCAGAGCAAUCUGUUGAAACGGAGCCAGAAGACUUUGCACUGGUCGAACAACGGAUACUGAAGCAUCCAGACUACUUCCAGGUACACAACCUGUUCACCGUGCGCGAUCUCUUCAACGCCCGGGUGCAUUAUGGCCACAAGGAGGGCUCCCUGGACGACCGCAUGCGUCCGUAUUUGUUCGGCAGUCGGCUUGGUCAUCUGAUCUUUGAUCUGGACAAGACGGCUUCCCAUCUGCGCGAUGCCCUCAACUUUGCCGCCCACAUCGCUUUCCGAGAUGGUAUUAUCCUAUUCUUCAAUCGCAACGCCAUGAACUCGCACAUCGUCGAGCAGAAAGCCCAGGAAGCCGGGGAAUUCUCACACACACGCUUCUGGCGCGGUGGCAUUUUUACCAAUGCCAAUGUACAAUUCGACGCAGUCACCCGGCUACCCGAUCUCUGCAUUUUCCUGAACACGCAAAACAACGUGAUGGCCCAGCACACGGCCGUGCGCGAUGCUGCCAAGAUGGCCAUUCCCACGAUUGGAGUUGUGGACAGCAAUUGCAAUCCCAAUUUGAUUACCUACCCAGUUCCCGGCAACGAUGACUCCCCAGCAGCAGUAGAGCUGUACUGCAAUUUAUUCAAGGAAGCCAUUCUGCGUGGCAAGCGGGAGCGUCGCCAAAUCCUAGGCCUUCCGCCCCUGGACGAAUCCCAGCGUCGCAGUCGUAAGCCCAAGAAAUAGCCUUAGAAGUCUAGUUGAAUCUGGGUGUCAAAUUGAUUUUGUUACAUUUAUCUGAAUACAAAUACCGAUGUCCGUCGAUCAAAGUUGUAGAAGAAACUGCUGCCCUUGAAA
Messenger RNA from Drosophila rhopaloa, 977 nucleotides. RefSeq names its product 28S ribosomal protein S2, mitochondrial (gene mRpS2). The record is from RefSeq and is a predicted model, not a curated record. Lineage: Eukaryota; Metazoa; Arthropoda; Insecta; Diptera; Drosophilidae. Gene Ontology annotation, biological process: translation. The transcript has 2 exons. Gene Ontology annotation, cellular component: mitochondrial small ribosomal subunit; ribosome. Gene Ontology annotation, molecular function: structural constituent of ribosome. Bases 72 to 866 code for a protein of 264 amino acids.